This is a messenger RNA of Styela clava, 1546 nucleotides long. RefSeq names its product macrophage migration inhibitory factor-like. The record is from RefSeq and is a predicted model, not a curated record. Gene Ontology annotation, molecular function: cytokine activity; phenylpyruvate tautomerase activity. Lineage: Eukaryota; Metazoa; Chordata; Ascidiacea; Stolidobranchia; Styelidae.
AGACUUAGUUCAAACUUGAAUAUAAAAUGCCUUCAUUAACCAUAACCACCAAUGUUCCUAAAGAUGAAUUCCCUAAAGACUUUCUGGCGGGAAUGACAGAAAUUUUGGCUAAAAGUUUGGGAAAACCAGAAAAAUACAUUUGUGUUGUAGUUCAUCCAGGAACAUGGAUGUCAUUUGCUGGAACAGAAGAAGCUUGUGCAAAUUGCAAACUUGAAAGUAUCGGGAAAUUAUCUCAACCUGAAAAUAUUGAACAUACUAAGGCAAUCAUGAGUUACCUGAGUGAAAAGUUGGGAAUUACAAAAGAUCGAAUGUACAUAGCAUUCAGGGAUUCUUCCAAGGCAGAUAUGGGAUACAAUGGAACAACAUUUGCAGCCUAAUGCAGUCCUGAUCACCUUAAAAAAGUUGUAGGAACAAUGUAGUACAAUGGAAAUUUAUUUGAACCUUGGAAUGCAUUUAGAUUGCAAAGGAUUAUAUACUACUUUGUGUAGUUUUAGCUGAUAUUGUAGUUUUGUUUAUUAACAUUGAUCAAUGUUACCAUAUUUAAAACUAUAUACCGGUACUCUUGAUUGUUUUAUAAAAACUUCCUUUUGAAUAUAGUGCAUUAAAUUUUGUCUGAAUUAACAUCUUCGUAUGAUAGAAGCGAUAUACCGAUAAAAUCUAUUGUAAACAAUAACAUCAACUUAUAAUUCAAGCCCUAUGCAGUGUUUACAGUACAUAAACAUUCAUUUUCAACUUCAUAAUUGCCAAUUGUUUUUGUUUAUUAUUAUUAUUGUGCGAGUCCUCGUUGCAGUAAAUUAACCAAUCGUCCCAUGAUAGCAUAUUCAAAAGUUCAAUAAAGAGUAAGUCUAAUUUUAUUUGCACUGUGUUGCAUGUUGCUUGAUGAAAUUAUUGUUACCGUACGUAUGUUUGAAUACUUUCACAUUCCAGAUUUUUUUUCACAAUUUAUUUAAAAUAUAAUUGUUAUCAAAAAUUGUUUGAAUUCAAACUAGUUGGGAGCAAAUAUAUGUGUUCGUGUGCUGUUUACAUUAUCAUUGUUGCUUAAAACAAACUUUGAACCUCACUUUUUACUUUGAAAUACUUUUUUUAUUUUCCUCAAUAUUAUUCAAAAUAAGUUGUUCUUAUUUUUUUUAACUAUUUUAGAUAAAUUCAUAAUGACUGCGAAUAGUUAUGGACUUUUGUUUUGUUUGCUUUGAAAUGAAUUACUGUUUCAAAUUGUUUUGCUAUUGAAUAUUCUUUCCCGUGCCAAAUUUUUUGCAAAGAACUAAUAAUUUUGCCAUGAAUGAUGUGUGGUCACAUAUUAGAUUUACCUAGUAAUUUAUCUUAUCCUAGACUUUCAGAAAUUGCUGACAGUUUAAGUACAUUUCCCAUAUCAGCUCUGCCUAUCUAUCAACAAUGUGUUUAUUCCAGCAUUAAAUGUGCCAAUGAUAUAAUCCUAAUUGUAGAAUUUAGUGUAUUGUAGUUAAUAUACAAUUCAGCUGUUUUUAUUGUAUACCAUAUACAUUGCAAAUCAUGCUUACUUGGAAUUGUUUUGUGUAUCUGGAUUCAG